Mesorhabditis spiculigera is the source of this 282-nucleotide messenger RNA. The record is from the annotation of a GenBank genome assembly. Lineage: Eukaryota; Metazoa; Nematoda; Chromadorea; Rhabditida; Rhabditidae.
AUGCAACCGGUCCGCUCGACCCGACAAAUGAUGGGGCCCGAGCGGCGGAACGCACUGACGCCGAUCGGCGAUCGCUUGGAGGCUGCAGAUGUGCGAGUGAUCGCGUCCUGCCUGCUCGCCGCCGGCGUCUUCAACGGGAACACGGCCGAGGAGUUUCUGGACGCAAACGGCGCGAAAAACAGCCGGGGCCUCGUGAAUCGCGUGAAGCAGCGCGGCCACCACGCCUUCGACGCCUUCUACUUGGCGCUGAUGGAGUGCUAUCCAAAGCGCACAAUAUUCUAC